UAAUUUAUUUAUUCUAUUUAAAAGCUGUUCAUUUCAAUCUAAAGUUUAUAUAAAAAAUAAAUUUUAAAUUAUAUAAUAUAUCAAAAGAAUAACAUAUACAUUUCUUUUAUUUAUGUACGAGGAGUUAUUGUACAUUGAAAGAAAUUAUUUACAAGAGCCUUUACUUCUAUUCUGAACCGCAAAGUAGAUUCUACUAUACAGUGCAUUAAAAAAGAGGGGGUAUCAUCAAGACCUCCAAUCAGACAUAAAAGCUGACAUUUUAUUAAAUAUUUCAGUCUGAAACUUUACCAGUUCGAGAAAAGUGCUUUAGCUCUUCUAAUUUUGACACUGACCUUUAACUAUUCAAAUUCUAAAUUUAAUAGUUAAUCCAGGUCAAAUAAUAAAUUUAUAAAUAAAGUUUAAAAAGAAUUUGUAUAAUAUAAUAUAUAAAAUGCCGGGUCAAUCAGAAGCACUAAAGAAAGCGACAUUUGGAAUGGGUUGUUUUUGGGCAUGUGACGCUCUUUUUGGAGUAGUUCCAGGUGUAACAAGAACACGUGUUGGAUAUGCCGGUGGCACUAAGCCAUCUCCAACAUACAAAAACAUAGGUGAUCAUACUGAAGUCAUUGAAAUUGAAUAUGAUCCGAGUGCGGCAUCUUUUUCUCAAUUACUGGGUCUAUUUUGGAAUAAUCAUGAAUAUGGAUUGACAAGAAAAAUAAAAACACAGUAUGCUUCAUUAAUUCUGUACCAUGAUGAAGAGCAAAAAAUAGAGGCACAAAAAUCUCUUAAUGAAGAACAAAACAAACGGGGAACAACUUUUACCACGCAAAUUAAGAAAUUCGAUAAAUUUUAUCCUGCUGAAGACUAUCAUCAAAAAUAUCGUUUACAGUUGCACACUUCUCUUAUUGAAGCUCUUGGUAUCGCAAAAGCUUCUGAUCUUCAUACACCAUUAGCUACAAGAUUAAACGGUUACGUAGCGGGAGCUGGAUCACUUGAGCAAUUCGAUAAUGAUCCUAUUUGUAAAACACUUAAUGAAAAACAGUAUGACUAUGUCAAGAAAUGUGUAAUUGAUAAUCAGGGAACAGGACUGUACUGCUAAUGAUUCACAAAUUUCUUGUCCAAUUUUAAACUUCUUAUAUUUCGAUAACAAUUAUUAAUGUUAAGAAUGUUUAAAAAGGCUGUGAAGUUUUGAAAACAAAAAUUUUUAUUCACUAUUAUUAAAAAUUUUUCUACUUUUUUUUUGUUUCUUUGAAAUAAUGUUCUCAAAGCCUAAAAUAUAAUACGUUAUAAAGCAACAGAUUUUAAUUUGCAAAUAAUAUUUUUACACUUAUGCUAAAUUGUAAACAAACAAUAUUUUUCAACCUUCAAUAUGUUAUCUUUAAAAAAUUUCCAACUAAAAUAAUAAUUUAAAAUUUAUAAAUGUAAAAAAAAAAAAAAAAAAAAAACAAUUAUUCAAGUAUAUUGCCAACUUUAUUUAAUUUUUCAACCGUAUCGAGUACAAAUAC
Messenger RNA from Microplitis mediator, 1481 nucleotides. RefSeq names its product peptide methionine sulfoxide reductase (gene MsrA). The record is from RefSeq and is a predicted model, not a curated record. Lineage: Eukaryota; Metazoa; Arthropoda; Insecta; Hymenoptera; Braconidae. The transcript has 5 exons. Bases 431 to 1075 code for a protein of 214 amino acids. Gene Ontology annotation, molecular function: peptide-methionine (S)-S-oxide reductase activity.